AAGUGUUGAAGGGUGUUGUGGGUGGGGCUUUGGUAUUCUGGGGUAGGAUCUGAAGAAUAGGGGACGUGAGGGUAGAGGUAGUGAUUGAGGAAAUGGGGUUCAUCGUACCAACAAACCUCACUGGGUUUUUGUGGUAGUGAAAGAUAACCUGUAAUCGAUGCUAGGCACUGAGCCCUGAAGAAGGGUUCACUGUUACUGUUAUUCUUAACAAUUCGUAGGUCCCACACCAAGACCAAAACUGCUAACUUCCCCAACCUGUGUCCCCCAAAUCAGCCCUUCCCAAAGGACAGACCCAAGGUCCUACCUCUUCUCACAGUUUCCACUGCUUGCUUGGACCAAUGCAUUCCCCUCACCCUGCCUCGCAGGUGCAUCCUCCAGACAGCAGAGGGGUCCUGUCAAAACACAAAUAAGUCACAGCCCUCCUGGGACUCUUACUCUUUUGUCACCAAGGGUGGAAGCCCAUAGGACCCUGCAGGACCUGCCCUUACCCCACCCUUACCCCAAUCACUGGGCCACUCCUUAAACACCCCAGGCUAGACCCACGCACUGUGCCUUUGCACUGGCUGUCCCCUCCACCUGCAGUGCUCUUCCCCAGACAUCUGCAUGCCUCAGCGCAUUCUCUUGCACCUUUGCUCAAAUGUCUUCUCCCCAGUGAGGCUUCUAUGGCUCUCUGUUUAAAAUGCAGCCGCCCCCCCCCCCCACACACACACAUAGGGCAGGGAUUGGGUGCUUUUCAUUUCUCUUGGCGACCCAGCAUCCAUCAUGGCAUUCAGCACCCUGCAGGCACUUGGUGAAGGUGGGCACAAUGGAUCUGGCUUAUGUCUGCGAGUGGGAGAAGUGGCCCAAGAGUACCCACUGUCCAUCAGUACCCCUGGCCUGCGCCUGGUCCUGCCGCAACCUCAUAGCUUUCACCACGGACCUCCGGAAUGAUGACCAGGACCUGACCCGCCUGAUCCACAUCCUGGACACGGAGCACCCCUGGGACGUGCACUCCAUCAGCUCAGAGCACAGUGAGGCCAUCACCUGCCUCGAGUGGGACCAGUCAGGCUCUCGGCUCCUGUCAGCUGAUGCCAAUGGGCAGAUCAAGUGCUGGAGCAUGGCGGACCACCUGGCCAACAGCUGGGAGAGCCCUGUGGGAAGCCUGGUGGAGGGGGACCCCAUUGUGGCCCUGUCGUGGCUGCACAACGGUGUGAAGUUGGCACUGCAUGUGGAAAAGUCAGGCGCUUCCAGCUUCGGGGAGAAGUUCUCCCGUGUCAAGUUCUCACCAUCCCUCACGCUGUUUGGGGGCAAGCCCAUGGAGGGCUGGAUCGCAGUGACUGUCAGUGGCCUGGUCACCGUGUCCCUACUCAAGCCCAGUGGGCAGGUGCUGACAUCGACGGAGAGCCUAUGCCGACUGCGUGGCCGUGUUGCCCUGGCGGACAUCGCCUUCACAGGUGGUGGCAACAUCGUGGUGGCCACAGCGGAUGGCAGCAGCGCCUCUCCCGUGCAGUUCUACAAGGUGUGUGUGAGUGUGGUCAGCGAGAAGUGUCGCAUCGACACCGAGAUCCUGCCCUCGCUCUUCAUGCGCUGCACCACCGACCUCAACCGCAAGGACAAGUUUCCUGCCAUCACCCACCUCAAAUUCCUGGCCCGUGACAUGUCCGAGCAGGUGCUGUUGUGCGCGUCCAACCAGACAAGCAGCAUCGUGGAGUGCUGGUCCCUGCGGAAGGAAGGGCUUCCCGUGAACAACAUCUUCCAGCAGAUCUCUCCUGUGGUUGGUGAUAAGCAGCCCAUGAUUCUCAAGUGGCGGAUCUUGUCAGCUACCAAUGACCUGGACCGAGUUUCUGCUGUGGCACUACCCAAGCUGCCUAUCUCACUCACCAACACUGACCUGAAGGUGGCCAGCGACACACAGUUCUAUCCCGGCCUCGGGCUGGCCUUGGCCUUCCACGACGGCAGCGUCCACAUUGUGCACCGGCUGUCGCUGCAGACCAUGGCCAUAUUCUACAGCUCCACAGCUCCACGCUCCAUGGACGAGCCUGCCAUCAAGCGCCCCCGGACCACAGGCCCUGCCAUUCACUUCAAGGCCAUGCAGCUGUCUUGGACCUCCUUGGCCCUUGUGGGCAUCGACAACCACGGGAAGCUGAGCAUGCUGCGCAUCUCGCCCUCCAUGGGCCACACACUGGAUGUGAACCUGGCCCUGCGGCACUUGCUUUUCCUGCUGGAGUACUGCAUGGUGACGGGCUACGACUGGUGGGACAUCCUGCUUCACGUGCAGCCCACGAUGGUGCAGAGCCUGGUGGAGCGGCUGCACGAGGAGUACACACGCCAGAAAGCUGCCCUGCAGCAGGUCCUCUCCACCCGGAUCCUGGCCAUGAAGGCCUCGCUCUGCAAGCUGUCACCGUGCACUGUGACCCUUGUGUGUGACUACCAUGCCAAGCUCUUUCUCAUCGCCAUCAGCUCCACACUCAAGUCCCUGCUGCGCCCACAUAUCCUCAAUACGCCUGAUAAGAGUCCCGGCGACCGGCUGACCGAGAUCUGUGCCAAGAUCACAGACGUUGAUAUUGACAAGGUCAUGAUCAACCUCAAGACAGAGGAGUUUGUCCUGGACAUGAACACACUCCAGGCUCUGCAACAGCUCCUACAGUGGGUGGGCGACUUUGUGCUCUACCUGCUGGCCAGCCUGCCUAACCAGGGCGCCCCGCUGCGGCCUGGACACAGCUUCCUACGGGAUGGUACCUCGCUUGGUAUGCUGCGGGAACUGAUGGUCGUCAUCCGCAUCUGGGGCCUGCUGAAGCCCAGCUGUCUGCCUGUGUACACGGCCACCUCUGACACCCAGGACAGCAUGUCCCUGCUCUUCCGUCUGCUUACUAAGCUCUGGAUCUGCUGCCGUGACGAGGGCCCCACCAGCGAACCAGAUGAGGCACUCGUCGACGAGUGCUGCCUGCUGCCCAGCCAGCUGCUCAUCCCCAGCUUGGACUGGCUGCCUGUCAGCGAUGGCCUAGUCAGCCGCCUGCAGCCCAAGCAGCCCCUGCGUCUGUACUUCGGCAAGGCCCCCACUCUGCCUGGCAGUGCCACCACCUUGCAGCUGGAUGGCCUUAUCAGGGCAACUGGCCAGCCCAAGAUCGACCAUCUGCGGCGGCUGCACCUGGGAGCCUUCCCCACGGAGGAGUGCAAGUCCUGUACGAGGUGUGGCUGUGUCACCAUGCUCAAGUCACCCAAUAAGACAACAGCUGUCAAACAGUGGGAACAGCGCUGGAUCAAGAACUGCCUGUGUGGGGGGCUCUGGCGGCGGAUGCCCCUCAGCUGCCCCUGAUUGGGGUCCUCAGGCCCUGCAAAUAGAUUCCUGAUGGAUGUUAUGGAAAGGUGAUGCUGUCCUUUCCCGGUGACAGUAUUCUACAUACUCAGGACUUUAUUGGCUGUGUUAGAAAAGUCAUUCUUGAACUGUGACUUUAGGGGCCUUGCCAGCCAAGACUGGCAUCCCUGUGAGGACAGGUUAGGACUUGGCCUAAAGCCUCAGGUUGGUGCCCCUCGCCUGGGGGCACCACUUUUUCUCUCUCAAGAGGCUGGUGGUGCCUCCCAGGUGGCGGGGCUCCGUUUCACAGCUGCACCUCUACCCGUGCUGGGUGCUGGCUGAAGCAGACCCAGGCCUGCCCACAGGUCUCACGGCUCUGGGCCGACAUCCCUGGACUUCCAGAGCCCCAAGCUGCCCCCGUCUCCGGAUGCCUCUGGUCUCGCAGUUCAAAGAUUUCAGGACAGUCUGGCUGUUGGUCUUUUAAAAUAUCCCACGUGAACCUGUUGGGUGUCCAGCAGUUGCUGCCAGUGACACUGGCCAGGUAUCCUCUUCGGUUUCUUCACCUGUACCUACUGAUGCUGUACCUGCUCAUCCAGGUGGCUCUGACCUUGGCAGCCCAAUAAACAUUCAGCUAUG
Artibeus jamaicensis (Jamaican fruit-eating bat) is the source of this 3910-nucleotide messenger RNA. RefSeq names its product mediator complex subunit 16 (gene MED16). The record is from RefSeq and is a predicted model, not a curated record. Gene Ontology annotation, cellular component: mediator complex. Gene Ontology annotation, molecular function: protein binding. The transcript has 15 exons. Gene Ontology annotation, biological process: positive regulation of DNA-templated transcription. Lineage: Eukaryota; Metazoa; Chordata; Mammalia; Chiroptera; Phyllostomidae. Bases 680 to 3295 code for a protein of 871 amino acids.